CCUUGCUUCCAAACCACCAUCACUCAGCAAUUAUGGCAUCUGAAGCUCAGAUGAAGAGUGAAAUAGCAAGGCUUACAGCGACCAUCAAUUCUCACAAAGCAGCAUCUUCAGACCCAUCAGGAUAUCAAAGGAGCAAUACCUACGUGAACCCCAAUUACAAACCAUUUUACAAGGCCCAGAAUAGCUACAUUCGCCCAGCAAUACUGCCGCCAUCUAGCAAACCGGCAUCAUCGCAUCAAGUAAAGGAAGUUGUUCUCAAUGGCAUCGCUUUCCAGUCAUCAUCGCGGUCGCUUGUCCGUAAAGAUCUUCCGAAGCCAUCAGUACAGAAAUCAUCGGCACCUACGGCUAUGCAACAACCUCCAUCGUUCUCAAGAAAGUCUGGUCACCUUAUUGCCAACAAUCGUGCAUACAAGCCAAAGUCCACUCGCGGCCGACGAGGCGCCCUUGCCAACCGGAAUAUGACUCUGAGCAACAGCCGAAGGCCUUAUCAAACUCGGAAACCCGCCCAGAAACGCAUGAAGUAUAUCGACAAGCCAUGCCCUCGGUUCUCUACUACAGGUGUCUGCAGCCGCGGUCUGACAUGCAUGUAUAAUCACGACCCCAACAAAGUGGCUAUCUGCUGGAACUUUUUACAAGGCAACUGUUCCAAUACUGCUUGCCUAUUAUCCCACGAACCGACACCUGAACGUACACCUCUAUGUCUUCACUUCGCCAACAAGGGUCGCUGCAAUCGUGAGAACUGUCCUUUUCCGCAUGUUAAUGUGGGCGCUCGCCAAGGCGUAUGCCGUGACUUUGCUGUCCUCGGAUACUGCGAAAGAGGACUGGACUGCGACAAACAGCACGUUAGGGAAUGCCCUGAUUUUGCCGAGAAGGGUACCUGUACAACCAAGGGGUGCAAGCUUCCUCAUGUCAUCAGGGCUAACCGCAACAAGAAACCUGUAGCAAACACAGGUGAUCCAGCAAGCUUAAUCUACAGUGAUCCUACUCCCUCGACAACCCCCGGAUCUGGGUCUAAUGGUAACUCCCUUGAGAAACCUUCGUUUGCUGAUAGCCAGCUUGGCGAUGAGUAUGUAUCACUGACUUUCAUCGAAAGUGACGAAGAUGACAGCGAAGAAGAGGAGGAGGAGGAUGCCGAUGUCGAUGAUGAACAGAACGCUUCUGAAUCUGAAAUACAUCAACCAGAGUAGCUAUGCUUGUAUUCUAUCCAGACUUUUUCAAUAUGUAUACCUUUGAAUUCGCGA
Molecule: messenger RNA, 1241 nt
Organism: Desarmillaria tabescens
Lineage: Eukaryota; Fungi; Basidiomycota; Agaricomycetes; Agaricales; Physalacriaceae
Exons: 5
Coding region: 33-1187 (384 amino acids)
Cellular component (GO): nucleus
Molecular function (GO): metal ion binding
Source: RefSeq, a predicted model, not a curated record